AUGGGAGAGGCUUUGCAGGAGCGCCGAGGGGUCACCAUGCUGCCCAGGAGCUGCUGCCACCCCCGCGGAGUCACCAUCAGCCAUGCCGACCCGGCCAGCUGCAAGAUGACCCUCACCACCACCACACUGGCAGCCAGCAUGGCCCAGGCUUUCUUCUGCCUCCUGCUCUGCAUCCCCCGGGGAAGCUCCUGCCCCCCCAGCUGCCAGUGCACAGAGAGGGCAGGGGCGAAGGCUGUCCUCUGCAGCUCUCAGCACCUGGAGGAGAUCCCUAAGGACAUCCCCAGGGAUGCAGUGUUCCUCAAGCUGGACGCCAACAGCAUCACCAGGAUCCCCAGCAAUGCCUUCAGGCACCUCUCCCACCUGGAGGAACUCGAUCUCUAGGAAAUCGCCGGGGCAGCUUUCAAAGGGGUGGCAGCAGGGCUGCGGACGCUCGACCUGUCCAGCAACCGCAUCCGCAGCAUUCCCAAGGAGGCCUUGCUGGCACUCAACGCCAAGCUCCGGCUGGCCAACAACCCCUGGCACUGCGAGUGUGCCUUGCAGGAGGUGCUGGGGGAGGCACGGCUGGACCCCGACUCCGUCCAGGACAUCACCUGCCACACGGCCCAGCAGGAGGAGUAUGUGGGCAAACCUCUGCUCCAGGUCCUGGAUGCUGGAGUCAACUUCUGCAGUGUGCGCCAGAGGACCACGGACGUGGCCAUGUUCAUCACCAUGUUCGGCUGGUUCACCAUGGUCAUUGUCUACGUGAUCUGCUAUGUCAGGCACAACAGGUACGACACCUGCAAGUACGUGGAUUACCUGAAGUCAAUGCCGAUCACCCAGGGCCACGCAGAGACCACCAGCACGGCCCUGUAG
Messenger RNA from Acanthisitta chloris (rifleman), 852 nucleotides. It is a transcript of the gene LRRC3, whose product is annotated as leucine rich repeat containing 3. Gene Ontology annotation, molecular function: protein binding. Lineage: Eukaryota; Metazoa; Chordata; Aves; Passeriformes; Acanthisittidae. Gene Ontology annotation, cellular component: plasma membrane. The record is from RefSeq and is a predicted model, not a curated record.